Molecule: messenger RNA, 2456 nt
Organism: Branchiostoma floridae (Florida lancelet)
Lineage: Eukaryota; Metazoa; Chordata; Leptocardii; Amphioxiformes; Branchiostomatidae
Product: hexosaminidase D-like
Exons: 16
Coding region: 178-1806 (542 amino acids)
Biological process (GO): carbohydrate metabolic process
Molecular function (GO): hexosaminidase activity
Source: RefSeq, a predicted model, not a curated record
UGUCCACGCCCCCGAGGCAAGGUGUUUUUGUCUAGUCUCUACACAUUUGCAGGAGAACAACACGCUGAAAUGUUCCUUUCCUUGUCACCGGGCUCUUAAUAAUCCACAAGGUGAACUGUAGUCCAGUUGAGAACCUGUCUCGGGGUUUGGAUCGUUUAAUCAGAAGCCGUCUUGUUCAUGGCAAGUCUGGACACAACACAAAAAGAAGUUUCCUUACAUACGUCAGCAGAAGAAGCGAUGGAGACAGAAGAAGGUGGUUCCAGCCAGGCUGGUGACAGUGCAGAGAGACAGAAUCCCAAGCAUAGACUUGUUCACCUUGACUUGAAAGGGGCACCUCCCAAAAUCAGCUAUCUGGCCCAGGUCAUCCCCCUGUUUAAGAAGUUUGGUGCAACAGGACUGCUGGUUGAGUAUGAGGACAUGUUUCCCUACAAUGGUGAGCUGAGAGAACUGGCUGGUGCACAUGCCUACAGCCAGGAAGAGAUCCAGCAGCUUCAGGAGUUAGCAAAGGAACAUGACAUGCUGUAUGUGCCACUGGUGCAAACCUUUGGUCACUUUGAGUUUGUGCUGAAACAUGACAAGUUUCGACACCUACGAGAGGUGGACAUGUACCCUAUGGCUCUUUGUCCCAGCAAUACAGAAUCAUUAGUAGUAGUGAAGAAGAUGAUUGAUCAGCUGAUGGCAGCACACCCUGAUGUUAGGUACCUUCACAUAGGAGCUGAUGAGGUGUUCCACCUUGCCCUGUGUAAGGCCUGUAAGUUGCGGAUGGCAGAACAGAUGUGGUCAGACCGUCAGCUGUUCCUGGACCACAUCAUGACGGUGCUGAGCUACAUCAAGGUCAUGUACCCUAAUGUCAAGGCCAUCAUGUGGGACGACAUGCUGAGGGAAACCAGCAUGGCUCACCUGCAGGCCUAUGGUAUAGGUGAGAUGGUGGAGCCCAUGGUGUGGUGUUACCUACCCAGGCUGUCUGGAACAUUCCUCACUGUUUCUUUUGAAGAUCUUUGGAAGAAGUAUGCAGCUGUCUUCAAGUCAGCAUGGAUUGGGACAGCUUUCAAAGGUGCUACUGGUAGUUCCCAGUACAUUGUCCCCAUCAACUAUCACCUACAGAACCACCUGGCCUGGCUGGCACAGCUGGACAACAUUCCCUCCAGCCUUACUGUACAGGGCUGGGCACUCACUGGCUGGAGCAGAUAUGACCACUAUGCCACACACUGUGAGCUGCUACCGGCUGCCAUACCUAGCCUGGCACUCUGCCUUCAGACAGUGGUACACGGUGGCUUCACGGAGGACUGUGCCUUCCACAGGAAGGUGUCGGAGGAGCUGGGGUUUUCCCAAACCAUCCAGGUUCAAGUGGUGCCCAAACUUAAGACCAUAGCACAGGAAGGCAGAUUUCCCGGUGCAAAGCUGUUCCAGGCUGUGCAUGUUCUGGUGAACCUGGACGCUGACUACAUAGAGUUCCUGAAUGGAGACAGGUUAGUAUCAAACCCUUGUUUUACGAUGUGCUGUUUUCCAUGUCCUGUACCUCUAAGCAGGUACACUGGCUGGAUGACGGACUACCAUGUCAGGAAGAACUUCACCAACCCCUGUCACCUGGAGUUCAUCAUUCACGUGGCAUCCAGACUUCAAGAAGAGUUCUCCAAGCUUCACAGAGAAAUGGACAUCUGCCUGUCGGAGGUGUAUGACCCGAGUACUGUGGAGGAGUGGCUGGUGGUGCACUUCAAGUCUCCCAUAGACAAGCUGAGUGAAAUCCUUGGGACUGCAAAGACACAAAUUGAACGUUAUUCCAGCAAGAACACAUGCAGCAGCUAGUGUUCAUGUAUCUGUGGAAUAUAUGAGAUAUCACGUGUUGCUUUUGUCAGUGUCAGUCUCGUGUGCAAAUUCUGCUGCUUUCACUAGUGUUACUAAGCUUUCUUCCAAUAUGCAAACCGUCAUGCUAGAUCUGGUAUACCCCCUUGCCAGAGUGGACCAUUUAGUGACCAAAAAAAGACAGUGGCUCUGUUAUCACCUAUCUACUCAAGCUCACAUUUGUGGUAGAUCUGCUAUUUUCUAUUUCAAACCUGCCACUUCAUUGUGUAUUGCUUGAAAGAAAAAGCGUGCUCAAAGAAAUCAUAAUCAUGGAAGAAAACCCUAUAAGGGAACAUUCAAGAGGAUGGAUAUAGUCGUUUAUCUUUAUUGUUAACAGAGAUGAUAUGUUUAACAUAUCUAUGUAAUAGAUAAUCUCAUAAGAUGUUGACUGCUGUACUUUUAUUGUAUAGAGGUAGGAUAUCAUGUGUCUUACUGUGGUGAAGCAAAGGGAAGAGAAAACUGAGCUAUUGUCUUACGAGCUGUGCUUACAUUAAGAUAUAAUCUUGAGAUAUGUGUACGCCAAUGGCCAACAGGUUAACAAACCUACAGAUGUCAUUAUUGGCAAGGCUGUUGCUUUCAUCCUCUAGAAUGUCAACUAAUCCUUGUCACUAAGA